Boleophthalmus pectinirostris (great blue-spotted mudskipper) is the source of this 4693-nucleotide messenger RNA. Its product is annotated as myocyte-specific enhancer factor 2D-like. The record is from RefSeq and is a predicted model, not a curated record. The transcript is spliced from 5 exons. The coding region runs from base 698 to 1438 and encodes 246 amino acids. Lineage: Eukaryota; Metazoa; Chordata; Actinopteri; Gobiiformes; Gobiidae.
AAUGUUGUUUCCUUAUCAAAAACAUACCUGGAAAUAACACUCAGUUCCACCUUGUGAUGUCAUGUGGUAAUACAUACACCUUCACUAAAAUCAUUUGGACAAUUUCAGCCUUGGAAUUUCCCAUUUCUACUGAACUAAUGGUAAAAUGUAGCUGUUCAAAAGUGCCACUGUAUGUACCAUUGUGGUUGUGGACAGACUAAUAAUAAACAUUUAGCUAAACAUAUUAUGAAUGAAACAAAACACAACUCUGCAUAUGGUUUUGAUAAGGCAAAAACAUUUUAAUACAGGUUAUAGCUCACCAGAGUAAAUAUUUAUAAUACAGAAGAAAUACAAAUCAAAUUGCCUAACUCAAAUGCCUUUAAUGUAAUCUGCCCCUGAGUUGCGUUGUUCAAAUAUGGAUAAUAGUUUUUGAUGCAUGUCAUCAAGAACCACCUGGUUAUUGGUAAAUCCUCCACUGUGAUUUACGGACCCGCUACAUCUCAUCAGCCCCAGCAUGUCACACUCAGCACAGUCAUCCGUGGACUUCAGGACCUGUUAACAGUCUGUUUCUGUGUCUGUUUUGUUGACGAGGUUGUGUGGUUUUUGACAGAAUGCUCAGCGGCUGGCAGCAGGAGCUCAGGUGGCACAGACCCUCACCACACCUGUUGUCUCCGUGGCAACCCCCAGUCUGUUGGCCCAGGGUCUGCCCUUCUCCGCCAUGCCCACCGCCUACAACACAGAGUACCAGCUGACCAGUGCGGACAUCACUGCGCUUCACGCUCUGGCAUCACCUGGAGGUCUGUUACCAAGCAGCGUGUCGACGUGGCAACAGCAGCAGGCCGUCUCCCAGCAACCACCUCAGCAACCGCAGCAACAACCACAGCCGACAGCCGCUCAACAACAGCAGCAGAUCAACCUGUCAUCACUGGUCAUGUGGGGCGUGGAUAAACAGAGCAGCGAUCUGUGCAGCCAGGUGUCCAGCCUGGCAGCCAAUCUGAGUGUUGGCUCUCCGUCCAACCUGCUCUUGGGUAGAGAUGAGUGGUUGGGCCGGCCCGUGACCCAUUUACCUCAAGGCGCCAUGCUGACGGUCAACACCAGCUCUGGCGUGAGCAUCAAGUCCGAGCCUGUGUCUCCGGGUCGGGACAGGAGCACGCCCUGCCCCCCUCCCUCCUCCUCUACCCCUGUCUCCAGCUCAGGGGGCAUCCUCAACGCCCCGCCCCAGUACCCCGGCUCUCUGCUCUGCCUGGAGCCCCCCACCGGACGCUCGCCGGCGGACAGCGUGAGCAGCAAUGCCAGCUCCUUCGAGGGGAGUGACCGGGACGACACAGGGGGCGGAGGGGGAGGAGGCGGGGGCAGCGGAACGAGCAUUAACCCAGCGGAUCUGCUCAUCAGGGCCAGCGAGCAAGAGCAAGAAGGGGGGAACGUGAAGCGUAUGAGACUGGACGCGUGGGCCACAUAGAGGAUUUCAAACGCGCUUUCUUUGUUUUGGAAACACUCACGGCACUCACCCCACCACUGCCAUUCAACACUAUCAUCACAUCAUGUCCUGAAUCAUACAAUUUAGCUGCAGACUUUGCCAAAAUUAUUUAAAAAUAUAAAAAACAAACUUGUAGUCUGGGAGAAUUGCUUCAGACGGACGCAGAAACAGUAGAUUUUCUUUAGCUUAAACAGAUGUCUAAUAGAUGAUGACUUUUGACGAACUAUGACAAGGUUCUACGUGUUUUUGCAUUGCUGCACUGGCGUUACAAGUGGCUACAUAACUGGACUUUGCCACUUUUGCUACCAUUUCUCUUCAAAAAUCCAGCAUCUUAUCAGGAUCCAUCCAUAACUCACUCAACUAUGGCACUUUCGGAAAUGCCUUUACGUGGUUCUAAGACUGAAACGUGUUCUAUUCAGCACUAAAAACAUUUGGCAAACGUGACCACCCCAGCAGCUAAGGAGUGCCAAUAUCAAAACCUCUAGAAAACAAAAAUAUGCCAAAUGCCUCUAGCACGCGGCACAGGGACAAACCACCACACAAGACGUCACAGAAAAGACCAGGACCAAGGAUUUCGAGGCUUUGAGCGCCCCCUGCUGUCCUCACCACGGCUGCACUUCCCGUCCUUUGACUUUUUGACCUCGUCUCGAACUUUUUGCAAGGAUUCCUGUCCAGAAGUCCAGAUUAGUACCAGGAGUAGAUGCCAUGCAGUGAUAUGCGUAGUGGGUUUUCUCUAGCCUAAAUUUGGCUUUUUCGGGUAGUAUUUCGUUCUUUCAGUCCACGUGUUAACCUUUUAUCUGUUAGUAAUUUAAAAAUCUGUUUCGACGGUCCAGUAGUUGUCCAGCGGUAGGUAGGACUUUGUAUAAACCACUCCUUAUACAAAAGCUUUGAUGUCCUCUUUAGCGCUCUAUCUACUAGCUCCUCCUCUUUCGGCGUAAAAAGUGAUCAGAAGAAGACAUUUUCUAUAUUUCUACCGCUUUAACUUUAACGGGGCGACUACGUACAGCAGCGGCUUUCAGCGACGUGUGUGUACAUAUGGAUAUAAUAUUCGCAUAGACUUUGCUAGGUAUCCCUAAAAACAAGCAAUGUGUUGAUCUCAGUGGAUCUGUUUGCAUAUAUGAGUGUGAAUUUGAUAUGUUUUUGGAGUUUUCGGUGCCGGACUUGAUGCCUGGUGACAGUGACGUUUUCUCCGUGAAACUAUUUUAUGCUAUCGUGAAUGGUCUUGUACACUCUUCUCACGGAGGCCUACUCGCUCGUGGUGUUGUCAUACUAUUCUCUAUUAUCCCACAUGUUUUUUCAAAGCUUACGGUUAACAGUAAAGUAUGUCCAUUAUUGUUACAGACACAAUGAUAAAUAAUAAUAAUGAUAAUAAGACACUGCCACUCACUUUUAGUCUAGUUAUGAAAAUACACUUAGUUUAAUUGGUUAAGACUUGUCACAUAAGCACACAUAGUUUUUGCCUUUUGUUUGAAAAUUAAGUCAAAAUGUUGGCUUAGAAAAAGUGCUGUUUAUUUUUGACAUAGCCAUUUCAUGUGUGUGUGAGUAGUUGUAAUUGUCAACUAAUGGAAAUUUUCUCCCGAUUUUUCUCGAUGUUUUCUGGGUGCAGACUGUUGACAGUAUUUUUAUAUAUGGAUAUGGAUAUACACCGUUUAAAUCUAUGUCACAAAGAGAGAGGAACCCAAGCGUGGAUUCUCCGAUGUUGUGGACUUUGUCUUUCAAACUUGGAACGGGCACAACAAGCAAAAAAGUUGAAUAUCUAAUACUCAGACAAGCACCUAUAUGCAUUAUCAUUGAUUAUCACGUCAUUUAUUGAGGCAUCCAUAAUUUCACCCUCACAAAACCACCACUGACAGGAACUACUUUAUCAUACAUGGAGUAAAGUAAAAAGCAAUGACAUUAUAGGCUAUUUAGUAACUGUGUCCAAGUUGGGACCUGCUUUCUUUUGGAUUAAUUUAGUUUGUUUAUAAACUAAAGAUCUGUUGUAACUUGAGGAAUUGUUUGGGAAAUUAAACAAACACGUUUUUGGUAAAUAAUGUACCACAAUAUGAAGUCCUUUGAUUUAUUCAUAUGCAUAUAUAUUUAAAUAUUGCCAUUACACUCAGCUCUAGUUUUGAAUGGGUUUUUGCAUUACAAGUCCCAUCCCUAUUUCAGACUUUUUAUUGCUACUGUUUCGGCAGACACUCUUCUGACACCAGUGUUUUUGUCAUGUUUAAAAUGAUUCACGUUUCCGUCCCUCGUCGUGUUGUGUAAUUUAAUAUUUCAUCUUAUGUCCAACAUGCAUUCAGUUCACUCAUUUGACUUGGUUAGGACGCAGCUAAUGAUCUUAACCCCAUUUCAUUGGCCAUGUUUUCUCCCAAAUCAAAUUGAAAUUGUAACCUUCUAAUACUGGUGCUUGACUGAAUGGGCACACCGCAUUGGCUGCUGUUGGCGGCAGAUAUCUUGUACAAUGGUUCUCUGUCCGAGCUCUAGUUUAGUCACAUGACAAUCUUUGAGACAUGAACCUGCACCCUGUUACUUGUUGUGUACAAUGUUUUUUAGAAACUCACUAUUUUUGGAUUAAGUUGUGCUGGUGACAGUUCCAUUGUUUAUUACUAUAAUGAUAUAAUUAUUACUAUUAUGGAGCUUUUAUUUUAUUGCGAUUUUUGUGUAGGAUAGCCAACCGUUUUAUUUUCUCUGGUCAUAAACAUAGUACUGGUUUCCUUUUUUGAAACAACUUGCUGAAAAUUGCACGAUCAAUUAUUGUGGUAUUAGCAAAUGCAAUGAAGGAAAUACCAGUUAAAUGCUGCAGUUUUAAUUAAGAUAUAGAAUAUAUUUAUAAAACGUGAAACAACUGAAAAUGAUAAUUCAUAUUAAUUGAAUAAUGUAAAUGCAUGGGCUACAGGUACCAUCAGCUCCUGUUUUUUUCGGACACAAAGGACAUGCAUCACAAAUGAGUGUGAACUCAGAAUAAUGUAGCAUAUGGAUACUAAAGAUGAAAUUUAUAGCUAAUAUAUUGUGUUGAGCUAGUCUGCUUUGGGUUUUGUUGUAAAGAAAAUAUUCUUUUGUUGUUUUUGAGAAUGAUACAGUUUGUGUAUAUUUUCAUAUACAAAGUAUGCACUGAUAUGUUAUUGAAAUUCUAUACCGCUUUUACAAAAAAGUGUUUGUUGUACCAAAGUAUCCAAGUCCCUUGAAACCUUAUCCUUUUUGCGUAUGUUUUACCGUAUUUUAUAUAUUAAAUAGACAAACUGAGUGACAAAA